UCUAACAACCCGGAUGUGUUGUCUGACAGCUGAGGGACCAGAGUCCGGACCCUGCAGCUGCGGAACCUCUCACGUCGAACUGCUGCUUCCUCGGCGUAAUGCACCGAAUCCGGAUCAUUUCGGGCCACCUGUGUCCCCCCGGGGCCCCUGAACGCACCCGGGACCCACGGAGGACCGAGUGCGGCUGCGCGCGCAGCAGCAGCCCGGAGGACGUGGUGGUGGUCCACGGCCGGAGGACCGCCGUCGGGAAGGCGAGGAGGGGCGCGUUCAAGGACACCACGCCGGACGAGCUGCUGAGUGCAGCCAUGACGGCCGUGCUGACGGACGUUGGACUUUCACCGGACAAGCUGGGGGACGUGUGUGUCGGUAACGUGCUGCAGCCCGGCGCCGGCGCCCUGAUGGCCCGGGUGGCUCACUUCCUCAGCGGCUUCCCAGAGACCGUACCCGUCUACACCGUCAACCGGCAGUGCUCCUCGGGGCUGCAGGCUCUGUUUAACAUCGCAGGUACGGACUCUCCGCUUCCCAGCGUAUUAAUACUCUUAGAACCGCGGCCACGCACAAUCACUACCACUUUCAGAUUUUAA
This is a messenger RNA of Etheostoma spectabile (orangethroat darter), 584 nucleotides long. RefSeq names its product 3-ketoacyl-CoA thiolase B, peroxisomal. The record is from RefSeq and is a predicted model, not a curated record. Gene Ontology annotation, biological process: phenylacetate catabolic process; fatty acid beta-oxidation. The transcript is spliced from 4 exons. Bases 99 to 584 code for a protein of 161 amino acids. Gene Ontology annotation, molecular function: acetyl-CoA C-acyltransferase activity. Gene Ontology annotation, cellular component: peroxisome. Lineage: Eukaryota; Metazoa; Chordata; Actinopteri; Perciformes; Percidae.